Molecule: messenger RNA, 663 nt
Organism: Rotaria socialis
Lineage: Eukaryota; Metazoa; Rotifera; Eurotatoria; Philodinida; Philodinidae
Source: the annotation of a GenBank genome assembly
AUGCAAACAAUCAAUCUAAUUUUUUAUUCUUUCGAUUUUUUAUUCUUUCUUAAGAUUGAUUCUUCAUUAAAAAAGAAUUCCAACUCCAUUGAUAUUAAUGAUUUAUCGUCGUCAUCAAAUCAUAUACGUUCCUAUCAAAUUGGUAGUCUAUUUACUUCAGCAAGCACAUUUAUUAUGCAUCAAAAUGAAGUUAUAGCUCAGACAACUGUUUCUGACCACUUUCUUUCAGACACUAUUUUCAUUAUUUUAAUUGCAACUCUCACAAUAAUUAUUCUUCUCUUUUGUUUGGGCCUCUUUUGUCUGUGUCGUCGGACAAGUAAACGUAAUAUUUCACCAUCGUUUGAUGGCGCUAGUUAUGUAGGAUUAAAUGGGCAUUCAUUAGAAAUACCUAUCGGUAAUUAUCAACAACAAACAUCUAAAUAUGAAAAUGAUAUUCCUUAUAUAAACGAUGUUCUAUCAUCAGCUAACCAAAAGAAAUCAUCAAUCAAUCAUCCAACAAUCAUAAAUGAUAGAAUUUCUUUACAACAAACGAUUGAUUUACAUAAUACAAGGAAACAGAAAACCAAAACCAAUAAUAAAAAAUUGAAAAAGAAACGAGUCGGUUGUUGUUGCUGUUGUUCUAGCGAUUCAAAGAAAAACUCCGUCAAAAAAUUUAAUGAAUGA